AUGUCUGGGCACGGUGGACCCGGUUCAGAUGACACGUUUCUGUUCUCAUCAGAGUCGGUAAAGGAAGGCCAUCCAGAUAAAAUCUGUGACUGUGUGAGUGAUGCCAUUUUAGAUGCUCAUCUUGAACAGGAUCCCAACGCUAAGGUGGCAUGUGAAUGUUUUGCCAGUAAUGGCAUGAUAUUGGUAAGCGGCGAGAUUACAUCGCACGCAGUUAUUGACUAUGCCCAGAUUGUGAGAGAUGUAGUCAAAGAAGUUGGAUAUUCAUCCUCUGAAAUGGGAUUUGAUCACCUGACAUGUAACGUGAUGACCACGCUGCAGAAACAAAACCCUCAAUUUUCACAUUCCAUGAAUAAAAACCGUGAUUUGGAUCAUCUUGGCGCUGCAGACCAAGGAUUGAUGUUUGGAUAUGCCACUGACGAGACUGAGGAAUGUAUGCCUCUCACCUCACUGCUGGCACAUCGGCUGAACCGUAAAUUGCACGAUAAUUGGAAGAAUGGUACAAUGCCCUGGGUUCGUCCUGAUGGAAAGUGUCAGGUAACUGUAGAAUAUAAAAUGGACGACGGAGCUACAGUUCCAUUGCGUGUUCACAAUGUCUUGAUGUCUACUCAGCAUGCUGAGAAAGUAUCAAACGAGCAAAUUAGGCAAGAUUUAAUGGACAAAGUUGUGAAGGAAGUAAUUCCUUCCAAAUACCUCGAUGAUGAGACUGUUUAUUAUUUGAAUCCUUCUGAAAUGUUCACUCAAGGUGGAACUAGGAGUGACGCUGGUUUGACUGGAAGAAAAAUUAUCGUAGAUACUUAUGGUGGUUGGGGAGCACAUGGCGGUGGCGCGUUUUCUGGUAAAGACUGCAGCAAAGUGGACAGGUCUGGGGCAUACGCUGCACGAUGGGUUGCCAAGUCGCUGGUCAAAGCAGGUCUCUGUAGACGUUGUCUAUUCCAGAGGCCACACUUACAUUACGCCAUACGACAAAUCGAAUGGACUUAUGGUUCAGCCACGACUCUGCACUACUGUUUACCUAAUGAGAGAAAACUUGAAUCCGGAAAGCAGUUUGAAGAUUAUUUAAAUGACCCAAAAUAA
Molecule: messenger RNA, 1074 nt
Organism: Saccoglossus kowalevskii
Lineage: Eukaryota; Metazoa; Hemichordata; Enteropneusta; Harrimaniidae
Product: S-adenosylmethionine synthase-like
Biological process (GO): S-adenosylmethionine biosynthetic process
Molecular function (GO): ATP binding; methionine adenosyltransferase activity
Source: RefSeq, a predicted model, not a curated record